Messenger RNA from Triticum aestivum (bread wheat), 1673 nucleotides. RefSeq names its product AMSH-like ubiquitin thioesterase 2. The record is from RefSeq and is a predicted model, not a curated record. Bases 654 to 1496 code for a protein of 280 amino acids. The transcript is spliced from 9 exons. NCBI's taxonomy places the organism in Eukaryota, Viridiplantae, Streptophyta, Magnoliopsida, Poales, Poaceae. Gene Ontology annotation, biological process: protein K63-linked deubiquitination. Gene Ontology annotation, molecular function: K63-linked deubiquitinase activity; protein binding; metal-dependent deubiquitinase activity. Gene Ontology annotation, cellular component: membrane; endosome.
AGGCAGGUCGGCAACGUCGCACGCGGCGUCACGCCCCUCGCCCGAAUGCCCAGCCGACACGCAGACAGAGGACACGGAGUCCCAACGCACCGCGGCGCCGCCAGCCACGGCGCUCGCUUCCCGUCGGCACCUUCCGGGCCUCGGACUUGUCGUCCUUAUCUCAAAUUCUCUGUCGCUUUUUUUUAUAGUUGAAAUUCUGUCUCGCUUUUAAUCCCUUCUUUUCUUUUCUUUGCUGUGCGACGGACGAUGAUGUGUAUGGCAUGCACGGCCCCUCUGACGGCGACGUGUGUGUGUACGCAAUCUCAUUCUGAAACCGGCUGCGGCUUUCGAUUCGCGUCGGACAACACAAGAGCAUCAGCAUCACGCGCCCAUCGCUUGCUCGCCUUUCCCCUCCCUCUCCCCCCUCGGCUUCCCCUCGGCUCCAGCAAAACUCCUCCAGUCCAGACUACCCCCGGUGAGCGCCCGCCCUUCCCCUCUUCCCCGACCUCCCUUCCCUUCUCCGUGCGUUCGCGGCUGCUUUGCCCUAGCUGGCUGGCUGGCGGCCCACGAAAUUCUUGGACAGAGAUUAGCAGAUUUCCCGGUCCCGGCCGGGGAAGAUAAGGAUAGUCUCCUUCGGCGAGGUUGGAAUUAGGCCCCACUGAGCGCCAACAGCCAUGAGUUGCGGGAGAUCUGAAAACACUACCAGAAAAUGCAGGACGCGUUCAACACCUGGUGAAACGAUAUAUCUACAUACUGCAGAUGCUAAAAAGAUCACCCACUACCAAGCUAAUCUACCAACAACAAUGGAUCGCGAUAUCGGCGCCUACCCUGUGAAGCACCACUUUCCGUCUCCUAUAGUUUCUUGGAUAGAAGACCUUUCUAGCUUUGGCGAUGUUCCUUUUAGUCAUGAUACUGAAUACGUGGAUGAUCAAUCAACACCUUCAUUUGGGCAGUCUUCUGCAUCUAGCAAUUUGCAUGACAUGCAAAUAUCAGUGAGAUUGACAGACGAAUUCAUGGAACUUGCAAAGGAGAAUACAAGCAAUAAUCUAGAGACCUGUGGAAUUCUUGGUGCUUCAUUUAGGGAUGGAACUUAUUAUGUGACAACAUUGAUCAUUCCAAAGCAAGAAGGAACUGCUCACUCAUGUCAAGCUUCUAACGAGGAGGAGAUACACGCCGUAUUAUCAGAGCAGUCACUUUACCCUGCAGGGUGGAUACAUACUCACCCUUCACAAACAUGCUUUCUAUCGUCGAUCGAUUUGCACACUCAGUUCUCUUAUCAGGUCAUGCUACCAGAAGCUGUUGCGAUUGUUGCUGCUCCCACCGAUCCUACUAGGAGCUAUGGUAUAUUCAGGUUGACAGAUCCAGGAGGCAUGGAUGUGCUCAGGGAGUGCAGUGAGAGUGGGUUCCAUACUCACCGAGAGACAACAGAUGGCAGUCCAAUAUAUGAAACCUGCUCCAACGUGCAUUUCAAACCUAAUUUGCGGUUUGAGAUUGUCGAUCUGCGUUCUGGUGCGUGACCAAUCAGGCACACCCUCAGGAUAGACCAGCCAACGUGCAUAUGUAAGUAUGUGACACAUGUGCCAUAGAUGAUGAUAGAUCUUACUGGUGACUGUUAGUCAGCUUGAUGGGCGUGUUAAAAAAUGGUGUUACCAACCUAUGAUGUCAACUAGCUCUGAACUGUUUUGUUGUAACCA